UGGAGAUCACGCCAUCGGCCAGCUGACGUUGUACGAGACAGUGUCAUGAUAAUGUAAUCGGAAGUCGAGAAGCCUGAUAUCGAAAGUCGUCUGCUUGCCAGUUGGGCUGCGCAUGCUCGAGAGCUCUGAUCUGAUCAACAGACUGCUCACAAGAACAAUCCGUGCCAGGUGUGCUUCCUAGCGUCCAAGAUGGGUACCAACGGCCCUGUGAGCGAGUACAUCACCUUCCAGGAAUUCCUUGACAAGAAACAGUACACACAGAACUCUGUGCGUCGCUACGAGUGGAUCUUUGGCGAGACUUUCCUCAGCAGUGGAGGCUUACCUACAACACAGGAAAUUGUGCAAAAGAUGCAUAUCAAAGAUGGCGAUCGCAUCCUGGACGUUGGUUGCGGAAUAGGUGGACAUGACUUCUACAUGGCAGAGAACUACGAUGUACAGAUUCUAGCAGUUGAUCUCUCCGUCAACAUGAUGUCCGUUGCUUUGGAACAUUUCUCCAAGCGUCCGCACUUGACCAAGAAAAUCCAAUUCGAAGUCGUGGACGCAACCCAAGUCGAGUACGAAGAAGAAAGCUUCGAUAUUAUCUACAGCAGAGACACUCUCCUGCAUAUUGCCGACAAGAAGAGCCUUUUUCAGAAGUUUCACAGGUGGUUGUCUCCGGGUGGAAAGUUUGUCUUCACGGACUACUGCAGGGGAGACCAGGAGCACAGUGAAGAAUUCAAGACGUACGUUGCGGACAGAGGAUACAAUCUUCUCACCGUUCAACAGUACAACAGCCUCAUGGAUGACACCGGAUUCGUGAAUGUACGAUGUGAGAACUACUCCAAGAGAUUCCUCGAUGUUCUGGUGCAGGAACUGGAGAAACUAAACAAGGAGAAAGAAGACUUUCUCAGUAAAUUUACCACUGACGACUACAAUGAACUGAAGAGCGGAUGGGAAGCAAAGAUCAAGCGAGUUGGUGACGGCGAUCAAGUCUGGUGCUUCGGCUACGGAGAGAAACGUUGAUUUCACUUGCGUACGCUACCCGCUUCUACCGCAUACAUGAUUCCAAACGCUUGUACAAAUACGAAUGCAAUAAAAGUAACGAUGAAAGAUGAAA
This is a messenger RNA of Ornithodoros turicata, 1096 nucleotides long. RefSeq lists its product as uncharacterized. The coding region runs from base 190 to 1002 and encodes 270 amino acids. The transcript has 8 exons. Lineage: Eukaryota; Metazoa; Arthropoda; Arachnida; Ixodida; Argasidae. The record is from RefSeq and is a predicted model, not a curated record.